This is a messenger RNA of Saccoglossus kowalevskii, 1089 nucleotides long. RefSeq names its product neuromedin-U receptor 2-like. Gene Ontology annotation, biological process: G protein-coupled receptor signaling pathway. NCBI's taxonomy places the organism in Eukaryota, Metazoa, Hemichordata, Enteropneusta, Harrimaniidae. Gene Ontology annotation, molecular function: G protein-coupled receptor activity. The record is from RefSeq and is a predicted model, not a curated record. Gene Ontology annotation, cellular component: plasma membrane.
AUGAAUACCAGCAGCGAGUAUAUCGAUCUUGUCGACAGAAAUCCUUGUGUCAUCGAUGCACGAAGUAAAAAUCGCACGGAAAUAUACACCACGCCGGGUACAGCAGAGCUUCUCUACGAUUCCGAACAGAUGCUACUAACUCGUAUCAUUCCAGCUACAAUUACAUGUCCGUUUGGUAUCAUACUUAACUGUCUGUUUCUCUACGUAGUAUUCAAGGUGUCAGCCAUGCGUACACUGACUAAUAUGUAUCUAUCGAACCAAGCCAUCGUAGACUGUAUGUUUCUAAGCUUAUACUAUAUAGUGCAAGUCGGCGAACCGUUGUCAACUGAUGUCGUACACGAUAAAAGUUUCCUAGGACCGGUUGGAUGUUUUAUUGUGAACGUAGCUCUCGAUAUUUGUUUUUUUGUUUCCGAGUUUAACAUACUUUUAGUGACCUUCGAACGAUACAUGGCAAUUUGUAAACCAUUUAAAGCGGAUAGAAUCAGUUCCAAGUCUCGAACAUACAAACUUAUCGUACUUACAUGGAUCAUGGGUUUUUUCUUCUCCGCUCCGAUCUCAAGUUUUUAUACUAAGUGGUAUACUACAUGUAUUAUAUGGCCGCCGAGUAACGAGACAGUUUUCCUGCCGAUGACCUAUUCCAAUUGUUUCUCUGGAGUCUGGACACCACUUGAUGGCAUACUACACAGUUUGACGCCGAUAAUUGCAUUUAUUUUAGUGAUUACGGCAAUUAUAGUGCUUAAUGUGUUAACGACAAGAGACCUGCAGAGAGGAGUGCGGAAAUAUUCAGUCAGCGCUCACGAUUUGAAACAGAGACGUCGUCAGCAACGGCCGAUAGUUGUUAUGUUAGCGGUGACGGCGGGAGUGUUAUUCGUUUGCCUAUUGCCGUAUCAUUUAGAUCUGAUCAUCGGCUACUUAUACAACACAACACAUCCUAACAGUGUAAUCAUUAUGCCCCAGGCAUGGAAUGAACUGGUUCGGUGGCUGCCGAUGGUGAAUUCCUCAAUAAAUCCCAUUAUUUAUGGUAUUCUAAAUAAACAAUACAGGCGGGCGUUUAUCGCUACUCUGGCAUGCUGCCCAAGUAAAGUUUGA